CCGCCGCCCCGAGGCGCUGGUGCAGGGCGCGGGCGAGCCCGCUGCCCCGGUUACCCGCACAACACAGCCGCCUCGGGUUACCCUGCCCUCCCGCAACGGGACGCCAUGGAGCGCUCCCUUCACCGCGUCUCCCUCGGGAGCCAGCGCGCCCGCCGGGACCUGACCUUCUACCUUUCCACCUUUGGUCAGCUGAAGCUGUCGAUCGACAUCCAGGACCGGGUUCUGCUGCUCCACAUCAUAGAAGGGAAAGACCUGAUAAGCAAAGAGCCUGGCGUCUGUGAUCCCUACGUGAAGAUUUCCUUGAUCCCUGAAGACAAUCGAAUGCGCUUUCAGAAGACGCAGACCAUUCCAGACUGCAGAGACCCUGCUUUCCACGAACACUUCUUCUUUCCUGUCCCCGAAGAGGACGACCACAAGCGUCUUCUGGUUACCGUGUGGAACAGGGCCAGUAAGACCAGGAAACGUGCACUUGUCGGCUGCAUGAGCUUUGGGGUGAAGUCCCUCCUGACUCCGGACAAGGAGGUCAGUGGCUGGUACUACCUUUUGGGGAAGGACCUCGGUCGGACCAAGCACCUGAAGGUGGCCAGGCGGAGACUGCGGCCCCUGAGAGACCCGCUGCUGAGAAUGCCAGGAUGUGGGGACCCUGACAACGGGGAGGAAUUCGAGAUCACCAUCCCGAGGGGCAAAGAUGGCUUUGGCUUCACCAUCUGCUGCGACUCUCCAGUCCGAGUCCAGGCUGUGGAUUCCGGGGGCCCGGCGGAGCGGGCUGGGCUGCAGCAGCUGGACACGGUGUUGCAGCUGAACGAAAGGCCGGUGGAGCACUGGAAAUGUGUGGAGCUGGCACAUGAGAUCCGGAGCUGCCCCGGUGAGAUAAUCUUGCUUGUGUGGCGCAUGGUUCCCCAGAUCAAGCCUGGGCCAGACGGUGGGGUCCUACGGCGGGCCUCCUGCAAGUCAGCACAUGACCUCCAGUCGCCCCCCAACAAGAGGGAGAAGAACUGCACCCACGGGGUCCAGGCGCGACCAGAGCAGCGCCACAGCUGCCACCUGGUGUGUGACAGCUCAGAUGGGCUGCUGCUCGGUGGCUGGGAGCGCUACACCGAAGUGACCAAGCGUGGGGGCCAGCACACCCUGCCUGCGCUGUCCCGUGCCACUGCUCCCACUGACCCCAACUACAUCAUCCUGGCCCCGCUGAACCCUGGGAGCCAGCUGCUGAGGCCUGUGUACCAGGAGGAUCCCAUCCCUGAAGAAUCAGGGAGUCCCAGUAAAGGAAAGUCCUACACGGGCCUGGGGAAGAAGUCCCGGCUGAUGAAGACCGUGCAGACGGUGAAGGGCCAUGGCAACUACCAGGACUGCUCUGUCCUGAGGCCACAUGCCACGCACUCCAGCUACGGCACCUAUGUCACCCUGGCCCCCAAAGUCCUGGUGUUCCCCAUCUAUGUACAGCCUCUAGAUCUCUGUAACCCUGCUCGGACCCUUCUGUUGUCAGAGGAGCUGCUGCUGUACGAGGGGAGGAACAAGGCCACCCAGGUGACGCUGUUUGCCUACUCGGAUCUGCUGCUCUUCACCAAGGAGGACGAGCCGGGUCGCUGCAGUGUCCUGAGGAAUCCCCUCUACCUCCAGAGCGUGAAGCUGCAGGAAGGUUCUUCAGAAGACUUGAAAUUCUGUGUGCUGUAUCUAGCAGAGAAGGCAGAGUGCUUAUUCACUUUGGAGGCGCACUCGCAGGAGCAGAAGAAGAGAGUGUGCUGGUGCCUGUCGGAGAACAUCGCGAAGCAGCAACAGCUGGCAGCAUCGCCCCCGGGGAGGAAGAAACUCCACCCUUUCGGCUCUCUCCAGCAGGAGAUGGGGCCAGUCAACUCCACCAAUGCUACCCAGGAUAGAAGCUUUACCUCAUCAGGACAGACUCUGAUUGGCUGAGCAAACCCAAGGGCGGGACUCUGCUUCUGGCAACUUAACCCUUUCUGGGGCAUCCCCUACCACACAGUAACCUCACCUCAACUGGACCCAAAACAGAGGACCAAGAUGGUGGGCCUAGGGUCAUCCGAAGGGAGCAGCCCUGAGUGUGUGUGUGGACUGGCAACAGGAGCAAUGGCGGGAGAGGCCCCGGGCGCAUGUGCAGACUGGCAGCAGGAAGACCCUGAUGGAGAAGACGCAGAAGCUUGUUCCCUCCCUGGAGAAGGAGACUACAUGGCAUCCGGGCACCUGCCUGGGGGCAGCAGGAGAGGGUGCAGAGGUCGCCCCGAUGGAGAACGCCUGACCCACUGCUGCUGGAAGAUGUCUCUUACCGAGGCGCUCAUUUUCAUCUGGACACAUUCGCGCGUUCACUCAUUGGACAAUUGGGGCACCUCCUCUGUGCCAGGCUCAGUGCUAGGAACUGGGAGUACUGUGGAGAACCAGGUGGAUGUGGCCUCCGCCCUCAUCAAGAUACUAGUCCUAGUAGGGAGUGAACAUCAAAUAAAUCAACACCAACACGUGCUCACAAGCUGCAGAACCUGUGCAGGAGCCUAAGGAUGCCUCUAGAGGGCGCUGUGUCUGGCUUGCUGUGUAUGGGGUGGGGAAGUUUAUAAAGACCUGUGGCUGGAAGGAGUUAGCCAGUCACGGGCUUGGGAGAGCGUGUGCCAGGUAGAUGGAGCAACACACGGAGGGUUCCUGUGAUGGGAGCUUGGCGUGCUGGCGGAGUGAAGAGAGCCCAGUGUGCUAUCCCUAGUGGUGAGGGCCAGCCUGGGUCUGCAGGACUCAUGUUGAUUUCAUUCUAGAUACAGUGGGAGCCACGGAAGACUUUUGAGGAAGUGAGUCAGUCUCAGGUACCUUUCUAUAAGGUCAGAUUGUGUAUCGUGGGGCCCAAGAGGGAAUGAGAUGAGUUAGGGGUCCCUUCAGUCCUCCGGGUGAGGGGUGAUGGCUUAUCCUGGAGGGUGACUGGGGUGGUGAGUGUGUGAAUGCCAGGCUCUGGGAUGAGAAGAGCCCCACCCCCAGCGCACCACCUGCCUUGUCUUCCAGCCCAUCUUGUUUUCUCAGUGGUGUGAGUGAGGUUUAGAACCUUCCUCAGAGAGCUGCCUGCUGGCCAGGCUGUUCUGGAGCAUUCCUGGAGCUGGGGGCAGUGGUGCUCAGUCUGGCCAAGGUGGGAAGGUUCACAGCCCCCAGGACUUGGCAGGGGUGGCCUCCGUGCUGUGCUGAGUGGUCCAGUGGGAAACUGGAACCCUGCUCUGGACACUGCUUGGUUUGCUUUCUGCAGAGCUCCUAAGGGUCAGGGACAGGGGGCUGGUGUGGCUUAGUGACUCUCAUAGACUGUCCUAUCACAAGGUGAAAGGAAGACCACUGAGGGACAGUGAUGGGAGCCUAGCCCAAGGGCUGCCUGCGGGAGCCCCUGCUGGAGCUCAGGGUUGGGCAGUCGUUAUAUCCUUUCUACUGCCAAGGUCACAGGUCUGAGGGACAACACUCAUGUGCAAAAGGGAAUCUGUAAGACCAGCGUCAUUUGCAGAGGAAAAGGGAACCGAGAGGCUGGAGAGAUGGCUCAGGCCAGAGAAGCCCCUGCCCUUGGAAACUUCUGUGUUGCCAGUGUCUUUAGAGAGGGUUCCUGUGCUCUUGUGAGUUUGCACAGCUGCUGUGACCACCUGAACCCCAAAAUGGUGGCCUAGAAGAGAAUAUGUCGCUUACCUUCCGUGUGUCUUCUUCCCAGUGUAGGGAAGAUCAGACAUUGAAUUGACUGUCUCACAGGGGAUGGGAUGGACCUGCUGGUGACCAGGCUAAUGCCCGUGCCCAGAAGGGAGAGACGCUGCCUGGACUGGGAUACACAACAUCUCUGCCAACCAGGGCUUGACCCGCAGGGCGAAUCUGAGCGGGUGAGCAGCUGGGUCUGCACAGACAGCAGGCUGCACUUUGAUUUCAUUUGAUUCCCUCACGAAAUGACAUUAAGGGGAAUGUGAGGCAUGAGAGAAUCGCCUGUCUGGGAAGGCAGCAAGCUUGUCUCCCCUGGGCCUGGUGACCUAGCUCUGUCCAGCAGACAGGUACAGAGGACAGGAGCUCUGGCCAGAGAAAUGGAGACUCUGAGCACAGUGCCCAGCCCCAGGCUGGGGCUCACCUCCCAGCUUGUCCUGAUGAGCUGAUGUGUGGAGCAGUUGCUGCUGUCCAGGUCCCAGGGCGGAGACGGGGACCCACACUGCUGGUGCGCCGUGGGCGGGCCUGCCCAGCGACUGCGGUGAGCCACAGUGCCAUUGCUGCUCUGCCUCGUGAAUCGAUGCUACAAUUAAUUUGGCUCCAUGGGCUCGAGAAGAUGAAAUAUGACCUGGUGGCCACGGCAUCCCAGCAUCCCAGUCCAUCCCAGCUGCUCAAGAUGAUGAACAAGCUUUCGAAAUCGCUUCUGAGAGUCAUAAUCACGGGAAACGUGGCCGGCCCCUCCCCACCACAUAAAUCAUGCUAAGAAGCACACAAUGGCCUCUUUCCUGAUGGGCCAAUUGUCUUGGUGUGGUGUCUUGGGCUCAGGAGCUGGGAGCAUGGGAGCACAACUGUUUAUUGUUGAAAAGGCCAUCUGUGUCAUUUGAAUACAAAGUGACCCUUUUAGUUUCCCACACACCCUCUGAUCCCAUUUCAUGGCGUCUUAUGUCUCAGGCUCCUGGUCUUUUGAAACACCUCUCCUGCAAGCUCUCAUGCCUGGAUCUUUGAGCCCUUUCGGAGUUGGGACAACAUAGACAUUUUGGAAAUAAUGACAUUAAUUUGUGUAUGUCUUAUUGUUUUUUCUGUCCCUAAAUUCUGCCACCAAAGCCCUCAUUUGUCACACACAGCACCGAGGCACCAAGAGAGUUCUACAAAGUGGAGGUGUAGGCAGUUUUGCAAUGUGGGAGGGUUUUCCCACAGUGACAGCAUGAGAUUUGGGGUCAGCAGCUGGGGUCCUCAGGUGUUAUCUCCCCUGGGCCUCUUGGUAGCCUUGUUUUAAGGAUGAGUGAGCCCAAGCCUCCGAGAAGUUAAGUGAUUUCUCUUAGGUCACACAGCUGGUAAGAGACCAAACCAGCCCUCAAGCUAAGACUGAAUGAGUCCUCCAGUCCAAUCGAUUGCUCUUUCUAGGGGCAAAGGUUUGCUUUUAGGGAUAGAAGUGAAAGAAGUCAUUUGCCUCCUCCAGGAGGAGACAGGAGGCGGCUACCUGUGUGUCAGAAGUUAUGGUCCAUCUAACUGUAGCGGGAUGCCUUGGGGACAAGUACAACAAGUCCUUAUUCUCUGCUUACUGAAGAAGAAACUUCCAGUAUUCAUUUACCUGUGGGGUGGCACAGGCUGAGAAGAUCGAUCUUUUCCCAAAAGAUUUGAAUCAAGUCCGACGUGACCGGCAAGACUGAGCUCCUAAGACGGGUUCUUGGGGCACUGGAAUGGUUGGGUUAUGCCCCUUCCCCGUUAGGAUCAGCAGGCACCACGCUGGUGCCUGGGCAUGCCCUGGAACGUUGCCAGAGGCACAGCGGCCUGGCUCAGCAUCUGUACUGCUGAGGCCUUGACCUGAGCCGGCCCAGGUCUGCCGACAAGCCCUGCUCUCCUCCUCCCUGGCUGCUGGUCUGCUGUGGGUAGACUUGUCUUCGCAGUCUUGCUCUUGGUCUCUGCCUUCUUGCUGUUCUUUUUCCCUCUUAAGGAACAGAACCCAGUCUUACCUCUGCUGUCUUGGCUUUCUUCUCCCGAGCCUGUCUCUGAAGGGGGCUGCCUGCCGUCCUCCCAGCUGGUCCCAGCUCCUUGGCUUAAGGUUAGAGUGAUAAAGCUAGGUCAUUUUAUGAGAGCACUCACACUGUGAGCCAGGCACGGUGCCCAGCUUUGGACGCACAGUAUCUCUUUCAGUCCUCACUACGGUAUUAUGAGGUUCCUUAUUCUGUUACACAUUGACUCCCAUUAUGUCCAGUUUAUAGCUGAAGACUGAGUCAAGAAACUUGCCCAAGGUCACACAGCUGGUGGUGGCUCCGAUGGCAACCCAGGUAGCCUGGCUCCAGAACACUGGCUUUUGAUUAUUCUGUUCUAAUGCUGCUUUCCUGCAACCACAGACCAUCCCAACUGGGAAGGGCUGGGGGGUGACUGGACAGUCACACUCCUGCUUAAAAGCCAUGGGGCAGGCCGUGGUCCUAGGAAUAAAGCCCAGGUCUCCGGGUUCUCCUGGCUGCUCUUCCCUCUUGCUUUGCCCCUGAGCCUGGCCACGGGGGUCUGUUUCUCCUGCUCCCGAGUCCCGGUGUUGUUCAUGGGUAGGCUCUUCCUUCUGCCUGCUGCCGCCUGCGUCUUUACUGUCUUCCUGGCUGCCAGCCUCUACCUUCAAGGCUUAGCACCUCCUCUGAGACACCUUUCUCAGGCAUGCAUCAGAAGCCACUGCCUCCCCCUGUGCUUAAUCAGAGGAGUUUCAUCCUGAGCAUGGUGUAUCAGGCAGAGCUAUCUCUUGUAAGACUACAAGCCCCUGGGGCAAGUGGAGGCCAUGUUUUAUUUGUCUUUCAAUGUUGUCUGGCCCAUAGUAGGUGCGCAGUAGAUGUUGUAGAAUUGAAUUGGGCUCUUACAUUCUAGAAAUUAGAGGAGGAAACAGGAUCCAAAAGGGGAGGUGACCUGGCCAGAGUCAUGGGCAAGUGAGCAUCAGAGCCAGGACUAGAACUCAGGUCAGAGGAAUUUGCUCAGAGCUUUGUGUUGACCUGCCCCCAGCUUUGCAGAUACCAAAGCAGGGAUGGAUUCUCAAUUGGUUUAUGAAGCAAUCUGUUCAGGUUCACAUCAAAGUCAAGGAUAGCACCAUGUUCCCAUGCUGACCUAGAGUAUCCUCAGAGGGAAAGGAAACCUCAUCAGAGCUGCUGUUACGGUUCUCUUCCCCACGUUUUAGGGCUCCCCUCUCACUGAGCCCCUUGUCUCACAGAAAAACCAAAGUAGAAUUCUGAGACUCUUGGUUCAAAUACUGAUUUGUUGGUACUUACUGUAUGACCUUGGGCAAAUUGCUUUACAUCUCUGAUCAUCCAUUUCCUUACCAAGAAAAAUGAGGGAAUUGAACUUUGAUGGUCUCCAGGAGUCAUCAGAUUCCAAACUAUUCAGACAUAACAACAGGGUUCAGUAUAGAGUAACUACCCCCUCCAAAAGGUAGAGACCCUGAUUGCCAGCUGGAACUACUUCAAGUUCCUCAUCAUUGUCACUGUCUCCAGACACAUACCUGAUUCCUUGAGAGAGUUCCACACUGGAUUGCAGAGGGGAGAAUGGGCAGGAAGCCUCAGCACUCAGAAAAGGAAGAAAAAGAGCAGACAUUUUUGUUUUUGCAAUGAAUCAGAGAGUACGCUGUGGACGUGUGCACAUGUACCACGUUAAUAUCCAUCACACACUCAUGACGCAAGGUUUGCUUGUGGAUCUUAUACCAGAUGAGAUCCUCAUGACAGACACCCCAAAUUAAACCCACUCCUGCCUCCAUCUCACCCAGGGCUGCCUCUUCCAGGCUGCCCUCAGAGGCCAGCGCGAGGAGCUCUCAGCCCACAUCCUUCCCCUGCACCUUCCUUUCUGCUCAGGGGGUCUGGUUCGCACAGGACGCAUUUGAACUUCACGCACACGCGCACCCUUCCAUCUCGCCAGCACUGGUCUACAGCAUCAGGCUAAUUUCAAGUGGAAUUUAUGGUCAUCAGUGUGCAGUGCCUUGGUUUCUAGAGUGGUGGGAAGUCUCUCUCCUGCAGACCCUUCCCCAGAAGUUGCUGUGGAUUUUCUCAUUGCCUUUGACAUCUGUCUUCUAUCGCUCAAGACAAUGCUACCAAAGAGAAAUUUUCUCAAAAGGUGACUUUUAAACAUGAGCGGUUUUUCCAUUCGUGUUUAAUUCUGUUAUUGCAAUUUAGUUUUCUACCAUUUCUCCUCCGUGGACGAAGAUUAAGGGGAAAGUAGCCCAGGAAGCUGACCAGGAUUUAUGACACCAUUUUCAAUGGAAAAUGCAUUCUGAGACCUAUAAUCAACUCUCAGAAGACUCUGGGAACACAACCCAGCACAUACCCCAAAGCAGAGAAGACAGUAUUUAUGUCGAGUAACUAGAAUUAACAUAGACUCUUCUAAGAGCUAAAAAAAAAAAAAAAAAAAAAAAAAUAGUCCUCCACUGUCCCC
Sciurus carolinensis (gray squirrel) is the source of this 8058-nucleotide messenger RNA. It is a transcript of the gene Rgs3, whose product is annotated as regulator of G protein signaling 3. NCBI's taxonomy places the organism in Eukaryota, Metazoa, Chordata, Mammalia, Rodentia, Sciuridae. Bases 106 to 1914 code for a protein of 602 amino acids. The transcript is spliced from 18 exons. Gene Ontology annotation, cellular component: nucleus; plasma membrane. Gene Ontology annotation, molecular function: protein binding. The record is from RefSeq and is a predicted model, not a curated record. Gene Ontology annotation, biological process: signal transduction.